Molecule: messenger RNA, 594 nt
Organism: Rotaria sp. Silwood1
Lineage: Eukaryota; Metazoa; Rotifera; Eurotatoria; Philodinida; Philodinidae
Source: the annotation of a GenBank genome assembly
AUGGACGAUGCACUUUGGACUCGAUUCACUCGUCUUGAUCACUUAGUUAUUGAAGAAAAUCUGAAUACUGUGUUCGAAUACAUCGCUACACGUCUUGAUUUAUCAUAUAUAACUAGCUUUUCUUAUAAUCGAUCGGAUAAUGAAACACCAAGCAAUGACUUUUUACGAAUACUUCAUAAUUUACCACAACUACGCUCACUUAGCUUAACUGUAUCGACUCUCCUCUUUCUUUUUGAUCGUAAAUGGCCUAAAAUUGUCAAUCUCAAUAUUAUGAGUAGUUAUCCAUUUCCAUCAGAACCAUUAAUAUCCGUCCAGAUCGAUUCAUUUUGGCGUUCGUUUAAUCGUUUGGAAACAAUGUCAUUUUGUCGUGAAAGUAUUCAAGAUGUAGCACGAUUAUUCGAUAACAGAGCAAUGACACUCUCAACUAAUGCAUUAAAUCAAUUAUACUGUACUAAAGAUUAUCAAACUAUUGGUAAAGAUUUAGUUAUUGAUAUAAAAAAUAAUAAAACUAAAGGAAAAUAUAUUAUAUCUUAUGGUCCUUGUUCACAUAGUAGUGUAUUUAAUGAAGUUUCUGCAGAAAAAAAGAGUAAUUAA